Messenger RNA from Rubroshorea leprosula, 3617 nucleotides. The record is from the annotation of a GenBank genome assembly. NCBI's taxonomy places the organism in Eukaryota, Viridiplantae, Streptophyta, Magnoliopsida, Malvales, Dipterocarpaceae.
CCAUUAGGAUAAAAGAAUAAUUUGAUGAUAGUCAAACAUAUGCAAUGUAUUCAAUAGUCUACAUUGUACUUGAAUCCAUUCCUCUCUCUUUUUGGCAGAAAACUUGUUUCAUCCAAUGGAGGCCUUAUCUCUUGUUGGAGGUUCUCUUUUAUCUGCUACAUUUGACUUGCUAUUUGAAAAGUUGAAUGGAUAUCUAAGUGAUCAACUCCGGAAUUCAAAGGAGGAAGUACUUGCCCAGGUGGAAAGUUGGAAGAUUCUAUUGCCCAAAAUCACUGCUGUACUUCAACAUGCGGAAGAAAAUCAUGUUGUCAACCAGUUUGUGAAGUCAUCUCUUGAUGAUCUUAGAGACCUAGCUUCUGACAUGGAGGACAUACUUGAAGAGUUUGUGAUUGAUGCUAAGAGGUCUGAAUUGAUUGCAGAAUCUGAAGCUAGACCUAGCAAGCGACAAAGAAUCACCUCUACUGUCAAUCGUUUUUUUAGCUCUAAUAUGGCUAAGCCCAAUCAAGAGGUUAAUUCCAUGCUGAAGGAUCUAAGUGGUAGAUUGCAGAAAAUUGAUAGUGGGAUGCGUAGUUUGGACUUGAUCAAUUUGGCUUUGAAACUUGAAGAUAAGUCUCAUAGAGUAAUUGCAAAAAGACUGCCUGAGUCCUCACUUCUUGAGGACAAGGUGUUGGGUCGAGAUAGUGAUAAAGAUGCUAUUCUUCAGAGGUUGCUAGAAGAUGGAGGUAGUCUCGAACAAGACUUUGUUAUUCCCAUCGUCGGAAUGGGUGGACUAGGCAAGACAACUCUUGCUCGGCUCAUUUACAAUGAUGAAAAAUUAGAAGGCAGAAAGCUUACUAAGUUGCCUACAACGAUUGGGAAUCUAAUUGAUCUCCAUCAUCUUGAUAUUUCUGAUACUUCAUAUUUACAAGAAAUGCCAUCAGGAAUAGGCAAUCUUAAAAAUCUUGUAACACUGCCCAAACUUAUCGUGGGGAAGGCAAGUGGAUUGAUGAGAUUAUCUGAUUUAAAGAACUUGUUGCAAGUUCGAGGAAGAUUGUCUAUUCUAGAUCUGCAGAAUGUCUUGGAGAUUCAAGAUGCUAGGGAGGCCAAUCUAGACAAGAUCCAUGGUUUGGAAGAGUUAGUCUUGGGGUGGGCUGCUCCUGACAAUGAUCGAGAUGAAUCAAUCCUCCAAAAGCAAGUCCUCAGCUGGUUAAAACCUCAUUCAAAUUUGAAAAGUCUCAAAAUUUCUUGCUAUGGUGGUAAGAGAUACCCAAACUGGAUUUGUGAUCCAUUAUUAUUUUUGAAUUUAUCAUCCAUGGAGCUCAGCAAUUGUAAGAGAUGCAUUUUGUUACCAUCACUUGGCCUACUACCCAUUCUCAGAAAAUUGAUUAUUGAAGGCAUGAAGGCAAUAGAAGCUGUGGGUCCUGAGUUUUAUGGGCAGCAUGAAUCUUUUCGAUCAUUGGAGGAACUGGUGUUUCAAAACAUGUCAAAUUGGAAGGAAUGGACUUCUCCAACUAGAAGUGAAGGUGAAUUCCCUUGUCUUCGUAGGCUUGUGAUUCAAAACUGUCCUAAGUUGUUAGGCCAAUUACCCAGCAACCUUUCUUCACUUAAAGAGUUGGAUGUUAGAAGGUGCAAUGCAAUGUUAUUAAAGAGUAUGGGUAAUCUCACCUCGCUUGCUAAUUUGAGAAUUGAGAAAAUUUCAGAACUGACUUGCUUGCCUAUGAGUAUGAGUCUUCCAUCGUUAAAAGAGUUGUAUAUUGAAAACUGCAACAGGGUGCUUUUGAAGAGCAUGGUUGAUCUCACUUCUCUCACUAACUUGAGAAUACAGCGCGUUGUAGAACUGCCUUCCUUGCCUGAGAGUUUUACACAGUUCUUGACAACACUUGAGACUUUGUAUAUUGGAGAUUGUGAUGAUCUUACUUGUUUGUGGGAGGAAGGGCCAGAAGUAGAACAAAGCCUUUUGCCUUUCAAUCUUAAACAUCUUAGCCUUAAGCAAUGUAAAGCUUUGGAGUCAUUACCUACUGCAAUGAUGGUGCAAAUGGAUGGAAGCAGUAGCAGCAACACUGGUAUGUUGAUGUUGAGACUUGAAAAGUUCGAAAUUUAUGGUUGUGAUUCUCUCAAGUCUUUUCCAAGAGGCAGAUUACCCGUCACGCUUAAAUACUUGAAAAUAGAAGACUGUAAAGGUCUAGAGUCUUUACCGGAUGUGGAUGGUGACAAUAAUAGCAAUCUACAUUUGGAAAUAAGGAAUGUUCCAUGUUUGUAUUCUUCCAAGGGUUGUCAUCGGCUACUAACUUUUCUCAAGAAAUUUACAGUUAAUGAUGGUGGCGAGUGGUUGGAAUCAUUUCCAGAAAGGAUAGUGCAAUAUUGUACGGGACUCCAAUCCAUUAAAAUUGACAGUUGUAAAAUGUUGAAAAGUUUACCCAACCUUGACUUCAUCAGCAAUCUCGUUGAAUUAUAUAUUUACAGUUGUGAAGUUUUAGAGUCCUUACCAGAAGAGUUGGGGUUAUACACCCCCAAUCUCAAGGAUUUGAGAAUACGACGAUGUGAGAAUUUUAGAUCUGUCCCACAAACAAUGUACCAAUUGAAAUCUCUUCGAAGGUUAGGGAUGAAAGACUGCCCUAGCAUCGAGUUCAUUCCAGAUGGGGGUUUGCCCCCAAACUUGAAAGAUCUUCACUUACAGCGAUGUGUGAAUCUCAAGUCUGUGCCAAAGACAAUGUACCAGCUCACAUUGCUUCAAAGUUUAAGAAUCUCAGGUGGGGCUUUAACAAUGAGCCUCCAAAACCUUAUGUCUCUUCGAUGGUUAAAAUUUGAGCAAAAAUUCCCUCUGGAUGUUAUGUUGCCUUCUUCUCUGACCUCUCUUUGGAUCUGGAAUGAAGAAAAUUUGAAAGCCAUACCUGGGAGGCUCUUCCAAAACCUAAGCUCCCUUAAAGUGUUACAUAUAAUCAACUGCCCAAAGCUACAAUCUUUGCCAAGGGAAGCCUUCCCUCCCUCGCUUGGAGAACUACGCAUCAGAAGGUGUCCGCAUCUAAAACGACAGCGCUUUGAGGUGAAAGGAGACUAUUGGACUAUCAUCUGGAGCAUCCCCUACGUUCAGAUAGAUUAGAAAGAGGUUAUGGAUUUUCUUUGAGUUUCUCUAGUAACUUCCCUUGAUCAAUUCCCUAAAUUAAGGACAAUUCGAGGAUAUAUAUAAAGGUGGAUGGAGUAAAGCUUUGAGGCAGCAUUAUGCACAAAUCAUUUCAAGGAUUCUUUUGUUGUAUGUAUCCAUCCAUCUGGUGUUAAGAAAACUCUUCAUGAACGCAUACAUGAGCUGCAUGGAGCUUGGACUUUGAAUGUAAUAAGUCAGUGGAGCUUUGAAUAAUAGCUGGUGGCUGGUUUUGAUCAACAUUGCAAAAACAAUGCAAAGACUGUGUGAGUGAGUUGCAACAGCAGCAGGAAGGUUAGUAGAGGAGUUAUGGUUCUGCUCGAUGAUCAACAGUGAUUUGAUCUCCCUCUUGGUACACACUCAGCAUACUUAAAUGAGAUUCCCAAUUUGAUUGGAGAUUUUGACUUCUAGCUUUAUUUUGGUGAUGAUUAAUACAUUAGUGAUCCAACAAUUUUAUUCUUGAUGAUUUAUUGUUGUAUACCACCUCUAGUGUCUCCUA